AUGGACUCAACAAAACCUGCACCUAUCAAUAUCAAGCCAAUUGUAUGGAAAGAGAGGAUUAAACCUUCUUACGCGGACCAUGAUGAAGAAAUGCAACGUGUGGUAGCUAUUAUUAAGGGAGGACAUGAGAGUCGUCUCCUUCGAUGGAUUGAAAUCUGUGAUUCCAUAAAUAAGAAAGAUUCAGGAGGGAACACAGUGCUUCACUGGGCCUCUUCCCUCGGUAGUUUAACUGCUGUGACCCGCCUUCUCUUAGCUGGAGCUGAUGUGAAGGCGGAAAACCAAAUAGGGGCAACACCUUUACACUGCGCCGCUGUUGGUGGUCACGCAGCGGUAAUUGAACAACUUUUACGUAAUGGUGCAGAUGCGAUGGCGAAAAACGGUGAUGGACAAACUAUGUUUGAUUUGUUUCGGUCUUUAGGAUGGAAAGAUCUUUCCAUUCUGUAUAAUCAUUUAGAAAAUGCCCUACAUAUUCGUUCCUUUGAUUACCAAGAGAGGGAAAGCAUAAAUUUUACAAGAGAAGCAUUUUUGGGUGCCCUUGUUUCUCCUGUUGUGCGAGACGGGAGUCCGCUGACGGAAUCAUGUGCUUCUUUCGCAUAUUACACGGUCUCCAGCGACGAUCGGGUCUACGUGGAUGAGUUGGAUGAGUGCCUGUGGGGAUUGGCGUUGGAGGUGCUCAGCGCCGAUGAGGUGGCGGACCGCCAGGCGGUGGUAAAUGAAUAUCUCGAGUGGGCCUUGCAAGUUGUCUUUGAUCCUUCUCUUGCACCUCCUCCUCCUCCUCCUCCUGCUGCUGCUGCUGUUGUUUCUCCUCCUGCUCGUAUCCCGACGGCGAAUAUGAAUAAUAACAGUAGUAGUAAUCCCAGUGUGACGGUAGUGCCGGUGACGCAGCCGGUGGAGGCGGUGCUCGGCGAGCGACACGCGGGGGAUUCCCGCCAGCUGCUCGUGCGCCUGCGGGACGGGGCGAUUGUGUGGGCCGCCGAGGAGGACGUGGCCAACGAGGCCGCCGUGCGGGACUACGCCGACCGCCUCGACCACACCAACGUCUCCUUUGCCUCCUCCCCCACAAACACCUACAGCAACAGUAACGCAAACGGCAAUGUUUUUCUGUGCGGGGAUCCAUUUGAGUAUUCCGAGCGUGUCGAACUCGCACGGCAGUUGGAGCAACUCCCACACGGCCGCCUCCCAUCGCCCACAGCAACACAGCACAUUGCAAAGAUGCAGGAAAACACCACACCGGCAGGGGUAUUGCCACCGCUGCGGGUCUCACAGCAAUCAAAGGGGAACGUUAAUAGAGGAAUUUACGAGCCGUACCUCCCUGCAUUAGAAACCGAUCAUCAUAUGCGUCUACAACAUGAACAAGAACAAGAAGCAAAAUGGUUACUGGAAAGUAAUCCUAUGAAUGUUGGGCUACCCAAGAUAGGAUGUGGAGGAAACCUUUCCAAUGAAAACAUGACAAACACGUUGGCAUACUACAGUAGUUCGGAUGGGGUAGAUACUACACACAAUAGUUCCUAUGACCGUGUAGAUACAGGAAAGAAAAGAAAUAACAAUAGCAUAAACAGUGGAAAUCAUUCUUAUGGUGAAAAGAACGUUACAGAGGGAAUUCAUACCACAGAAAAAAGAGGAGGAGGGAUUAGGGGUAAGCUGCCUCCAAUACGACAGGUACUAUCAGAGGAUGAGAAGAUAGCGUAUGAGAAGUUUCUCCGACAAUCUGCUCUAAAGUAUCUUAGACGCAAGACACAGGAGAUGGGACUGCAAUUGUGA
Molecule: messenger RNA, 1761 nt
Organism: Trypanosoma theileri
Lineage: Eukaryota; Euglenozoa; Kinetoplastea; Trypanosomatida; Trypanosomatidae
Product: LmrCD-specific DARPin
Exons: 1
Coding region: 1-1761 (586 amino acids)
Cellular component (GO): cytoplasm; nucleus
Molecular function (GO): protein binding
Source: RefSeq, a predicted model, not a curated record